Molecule: messenger RNA, 270 nt
Organism: Neurospora tetrasperma FGSC 2508
Lineage: Eukaryota; Fungi; Ascomycota; Sordariomycetes; Sordariales; Sordariaceae
Exons: 1
Source: RefSeq, a predicted model, not a curated record
AUGAAAACCAUCGACGACUCCGACGAAGACCCCUCUUCCUUCUGGGGCAAAAUGGAAUACGCCCGCGUCAAACCUUUUGCCGCCCAAUUCUAUUCUCCCGAUUAUAUCGAGAAGUACCCCUUUGAUUCCUUCGACCCUUCUUAUGCCAACAAGCUCGAUCUCUCUUUUGCUGCGCUGCCGCCCGCCGAACAAUUCCUGCGUUUACCCAAGGGCAUCGUCGAAAACACGGAUGGGUACCUCUCUGAGGGCGACCUGGAGAAAAUGCUCACU